Molecule: messenger RNA, 17605 nt
Organism: Rhopilema esculentum
Lineage: Eukaryota; Metazoa; Cnidaria; Scyphozoa; Rhizostomeae; Rhizostomatidae
Product: melanocyte-stimulating hormone receptor
Biological process (GO): G protein-coupled receptor signaling pathway
Cellular component (GO): plasma membrane
Molecular function (GO): G protein-coupled receptor activity
Source: RefSeq, a predicted model, not a curated record
AGGUGAAAAUGCAGGUUUACCUCUUUCUCGAGAGACAUUUAAUAACUGAAAGACUGCAAAAACGGUUUCAUUGAUUACUGCUCAAGGAAUACACAUCCUUUCUCCUGUUAUCGCCCCUGGCUCUCUUUCUAGUUCGGUUGAUUGUUUGAUGUACGUGUUUGCUGCUAGAGGCCUAAGAAAGGGUAUGAUAAGAAAAUACGAAGCUUAAAAACGAAGAAAAUGCGAUAGGAAAAGAUUGGAAAUAAAGGACACUUCUUGUACAAAUUAAAGGAAAAUGCGUACUAUGUUUCUUUUUUCAAAGGUUUGCCUGUCUGUCUAAUCUGUAGUGCAUACAGAAGAAGAUUCGAAAUCUCUUCCACAAAAGCCACAAACACGUGCUGAAAUUAGUAUUUUAAAGUGCCUCGGACAUAAAAAUUUUCAGAAACAUAAAAGUAUAACCCCCAACCCCCCCCCCCCCCUCUCCAGAUAUUUAUGAGAGCUACGUUAUGCUCUUGCCUUUCUGCUCUUUGCCUUACUUCCCAUAGGUUUAGUUACCAGGCCACUGGCCAUUUUGUCGUUAGAUUUUGGAAGGUUUAAGUCCCCAGUUGCUAUAGAAUUGUCACUGCAGUAUGAUUUAAACAUGAUAUAUGAAAAGCUCGACCUUCUUUUGCUUGAAGAGCAAUUUUUCUAUUUCGUGUCAGGGGCAGUUCAAUAACUCUUUGAAGAGGAUUAGUGCAAAAAUUAGGUACCCUAAUAACAGGACUCGGUGUAUGUUCAUUUUUAUGUACGAAGAAUGAGUACAUAUAGCAGUGGUGGGGAACCCUGUAAGUAAGUAACUAGCUAACCAACGAAGUGACACGGUUUCUGCUCAUAUUACGUACCAGAAAUUUUUUUCGUACAUAGCCGUUGGACCCCUUUGUUUACUGAUAUAGACGUAGGUCUGGCCCUUUAGCAGCUGCAGAACCCUCUUACAGCACUGGCAAACGCACUUGAUUCGCAGUGCUUCCUGGCUGUUUAAUUGUAAACGUGCUUCCUGGCUGAUUAAUUGUCAACGUGCUUCCUGGCUGAUUAAUUGUCAACUUCUCUCGGUUAAAGAAGAAUUAUGGAAAUAGGUUUAGUGCACUUUAUUCACUUGAGAGCAUCAUGAACUUUCGUUGUUAAAAGGGAAAAUGUCUUGUGAUUUUUUGUAGUCUUGGAUUCAACAUGCGCAUGAUGUGUGUAGCGAAACAGAACUAUGGCCUACAAAAGCUAACAGGGUAAUAUUGUAAACAAUUUUCAUUCAUUGUUUUUCAGCUUGCCAUACAGCUACUUCUAUUCCACUAAAAACUCCAUAAACAUAACUCUAUCGAAAGUGACUUUAUGAAAUCCCGAAGGCUAGUAUUUUGAAACAACUUUUGUUGGCACGUUUUGGAUAAUGCCCGGAACUCGCUUCCAACCAUCGUUCAGAAGGCAUUUUUAAUAACACUAUCUCAUCGAAUCUACACUAUUUCAUAAUGACACUAUUUCAUAUGUUUUCCUCAAAUGGAGAACAACUAAAUUAAUUUGCUCGAACAUAAGAUCUAUAGUCUUAAGGCUCUAUCCAAAACUGUGCAAUUGUCCAAAACGCAGUAUCUGUUUCCACAGUCCUACUACUUAGCCGCCAGUUUAAGAUCGAUCUGGUUAUUCUUUUUAUAUCACGUGAUACGAAAUGAUGCGAAACGUCCUGGAUUCAUUGGUGUGAAGAAAGAGAAGGAGGGGUCACGGAUUUGGAGGGGUCACGGAUUUGUUCAAAGAUUAUCGUGCGGGCAGGCUGUCUAAUAGCAAUGGAGCGCUGAUCUUCUUUGUAACAAAAUCUUUUUAUUGGCAACUUUUUGUAAAAGGAACAUAAAAGCAUUGCCUGAAGAUAUUCUCGUUAGAAAGUAAAUCAUGACUACAUUCAAAAACCAUAACUUCUGUCCUUCACAAUCAAUGAAGUUUCUCUUCCAAUUUUGGCUUCUAUCGUUGUUGCUGUUGCUGUUGUUGUUGCUGUUUUACAUCUUUAACGAAAUCAUUGGCUAUUAAUUUUUUUGCCCACCACGAGAGGUAGAUUGUAAAGGGAAGUUGGUAGAGAUAAGUUAUAGCAAAAGUAAUGAAUGUAUUUAUUCCGUAGCAGAAAAGCUGUGAUUAAAUCCUGAGUGGCUUUGAUCAACAUGCUUUCUAACAGCUUUGUCUUCCGACAUUCAAAGGCCAUUUUUGCUCUGAUUUUGCUUUUUUGUUUGAAAAUGAGCUUGAGAUGAGAAAGACUGGAAGAUAAACUCCUUUUUGGAUUCUUAGUGCGAUUUUAAUUGCUUUAUAUAGAAGCUGGUGCGCUAUAGUACCGCGCCAAAAAAGAAUCGAGAAAGCACAAGUGAAUAUUCAGUAAAGAGAAUCAAAGAUGGCUUUGAGCGACCAGCAGGCAGUUUUUUCGAAAAGCCAAAAGCUACUCCUUUAAAAUAUUAAAACAUUGAAGGAGUUAAAACAUGGUGUUCACGCUGAAGCAGCAAUAGACCAUAAGGCUCUUCAACUUGUAAGCCAAAGAAAUGGUUUCACCGAGAAUCCGAGUUUGAGAAUGCAUGAUAGCAAUGACAUGUAACACCGAUUUUGUUUUUGCAUGUGAACUUGAAUCGUGCUGUGAUGCUAGCGAUAACAGCAGCAAGUUUAACCUUAUGGUGCAAUAAAGAAGAAGCUUCUCCAAGAAAAGAAGAAUUCAGCUGUUUCGGAAACGUCAAAAAUGUAAGAAUAUUUCUUUUGAAAAAACUUCUGUUGAAGUGAGUAAUGCUAAAAGAUCAGAUGCACACAUUUCACACCAAUUAAGCCAAUUUUUUCCCUGUCAAUCACCGUUCUUUCUAGUUCUAAACUUGCUAAUGAAAAAAUAUUAAUCUAGCUUGAAGUCCAUUCAAUGUAGAUAGCUUCUUCAUUUUGCGCAUUCAUUUCAUAAGGAAGUAGUUUAAAGGCAUUUCACACAGGAAAAAAAGCCUUAUAGCCACUUGAUCACCAGCGGUUUACCAAUCAAAUUAUACACAGAGAAAAACAUGCGAACACUUUUCGCCUUCCUGCAAAUCGGCGAAAUCCUGGAGCAGCGCACAGUGGUUUCACUCGAGCAGUUUCCAAUUCCUUUUAGACGCACGUGCUCUGAUCAAUUUGGCCUAAAUUAUUUUUGGAUUCGCUGUACUUAUGCAUGUCAAAGACCGUAGUUUAAAAGAGGAGACCCCCAUCAUUUCCUGUUUGCAAAAAAUAGAUGUGAUAAUCAUCCCAUCAAAAUGCGUCAACAGACGUUCAUUAAAAAGUCUCUUUCAUCAAUUAUCACCACAGCUAACGCGCUCAUGCCUGAAUUUCAAUGAGCUGAGAGUUAUUUUGUAGAACCGACCUUUAGUCUCAGGCGGCAGUUAUUACCCUUCAGCAGACAGGUAAACAGUCGCCUUUUUAAUCUUAUUUAUCUACAAAUAUCAAGAUGAAUCUAUCAUCGUAAAACAACUUAGUCACUGGUUUGCCACAAGCGCGUAUUUUUAGCCUGCUGCUACUUAAUCUAUUUGAAAUUGUUAUUUUCACGUUAGAUCCGCAAUUUAAGUUAUUAAGUUACAAUGAUAUCAUGCUGUAUAACUAGGUAGAGGUUGCGAUAAGACAAUUGUGUCUCAGCCAAUGGAGACAAUGUCUCGUGUCAUAUUUUUGAUAAGAUAAUGGUUACAAUUCCGGUAGACUUAUUUUGAUUACACAUUUUGAAAACUCCUAAGUUGAGAUAAUUUGGCACAGAGGCAAUAAUUUAACGUUAACUAUGUAGUCUACUUAAAGUCUUAAAGACAGAUUUAUUUUAGUUUCCGCAAAUUCAAUUACUGUCAAAAUGAAUGCAGAUGAUUGCAUCUUUCACGACCAAAGUGUUUUCGAUGGAAAGGCGGUACUAGGCAGAAGUUGCGGUGACUUAAGCAGAAGAUGCAGUAUCAAAAUGCGGCUGACUUCCUAUUCUUACUACCGUUUGAUGUUAGAUGCAAGUUUAAAAUAGUUAUCGCACACAUGUUUAAAAUUGUCUUGCAAUAAAUAGCUUUUAAUAGAAUUUAUUUAGGACGAAAUCAAGGUAGAUUUUAUAAAGCGCUAGUUUUUUUAAUAUUACUCUUAAUAUUUCAGACCAAAAUUCGACAAAGCUGUUCCUCGGUCGAGAAGUAAAAUAUUUUCCUUUAACAAUCACUCCGAAAUGUUAAGUCGCAAUAGGUGAGUUGGGUGGGUAAGUAUUCAGAGCAACUUUGGCCGCACUGCUGAAGAAUGUAUGGUCAAAUUGAGGGUAGGCUCGACUUGUGAUCUGUCACUCGUCCCAGACAACUUCUCCCGCGUAAUCAACUCCCCGUGCUGGGACGCUGGGCCGUAUAAAGUUAAUGGAACACGAUAGCAUCUGCUAAAAGAUUUGGAACUUAUGUGUCACUUUGCAUAAAUGAUUAAAAAUUUAAGGAUAUCUGCAGCUAUCAAGUCGUCUACAAAAAGGAAAAUUUUCAUUGAUAACAAUAAGAUCUUCUUGUUUAUGAAACUGUCUUUUUUAGAUAUAUAUAAAUCCUUUUUUAUCCCAAAAGUGGCAAUGAUUUCGAUUAUGGCGUCUUAAGCUUCACCUUUUUUCUGAUGUCUCCUCGUCCAUCGGUAUAAAUCAUCUUGGGAAUAAACUUCGCCUUAAAUUAACACGUAGUCCAUUUUUUACUCUUUCUGAAGGACUUGAGGCAAGAUGUGGUUUUUUCUCAACUACAGUAGCUACCUACUGCAUUUGCAACCAUUUUCAUGCAAACAAUAUCUUUUGAUUUUCAAAGAAUGCUAAAUAAUUCAUCGAAUUUUAGGGAGCUGCGCGUCAAACGUGCAUUAACUCUCUCUUUAAUCUGUUGGAAAUCAGAUUUUACGCACGAUGGUGACACUCCCCGCUGUACAUGAACAGAUUUCCAAAACCAUCGCGCAUUCAUCACCUUUUUUUGCUUCGCCUACUAACCAAGGCUUUAAUUUUGUAUAGAACAUCCGUCAUAAUGCUGCAUUUCAAUUUUUGACAUGGCAUUACGAUACUGAAAAUAGAAAGAACAUAAGUAUGAAUUUUCUCUACCUGUCUCCAGCAACCACGGUAUCUUUAAUCAAACAUAUACGCAUUCUCUUGAUUCUUAUACAUAAUUUUGAUCCAAAAACCGGUUUUAUUCUUGUAAACAAAAAAGUUGCAGAUUAUGCGCUUUAAGUUCUUUGAAUGGUUGCGCAAUUCCUGCUUGAGUAUUGAGCCAAAUAUUUUUCCGUGUUGUGAUUUGGAACAUUUUUUUUAACAGAUGGCAUAUUGUAUAAAGAAUCCCAGCUUGACGAAUCCCGAAGGGCGGGCCAGGUUUACCGGGAUCUCGGCUUUCUUAUCGAAUUGUAUUGAAACACAACUUGCUAUCAUUUGAUAUAUGGGCUAGCCGGGAAGCAUUGGUUCUGAUCUUCUUCAGCCAGGAUCCCGGAAAAGAGGUUUCAGCCUGCCUGACCAAGCUUUGAAUCGAUCAAUCAUUCACUAAAAUUUUUAAGCAAACACAAUAUGACCGCAAUUUAUCUAUAAAAGUUGGGCUGGAAAUAUUCGUAGGAUAAACCGAUUUCAUUUCAAAAUAAUUAGCGGCUUACCCGGAUUUAUAUGAUAAGGCUGUUGUCCAAAAGUUUGAUCCAAAAUAAAGUAAGUUAUCAUGAAAUAGUCGCUUGAUCGCUAAUUACUUAUGAAUAAACUAUCAAUGUAAAAUCGGCGAUGUCAGUGAUAUUCUCAAGGAAAUCUCGAUAAGCCUCGUCAAAAAUUUCAUGUGACUCUAUCAUUACCAUUGCUUACUAUUACAUUUCAAGCAACAACCCCUGACAAAGUGUUAGCUGUAAACAUUUGCUGUUUGUGGUAGAAACGAUUGACACCGCAUCCCUUUUUCCCCAAAAACAUAUUGAUUUAUCAUAAAUACACUCUUUUUUUUAUAAGAACAAUUUUAUAAGAACACGAGCCUCAAAACUGGUCAAAAGUUAAGACCAAAUUAAGAACAAGCUGAGGCUGAGCUUCUGCCAAAUGCAAUCUUGAACAACGUUUUUUCUCAAAAUCGAGGAUUUUUAGCGAUGUGUGGGUGCUUUUUCGGCGAAUAUUCAAAUUUGUCAGCAAAUUAAGGCUGUCUCACUCACUUUGUUGGCAAAUGAGGCCUGAACACCUCCUUAGAGCAAAAAGCUAGCAAUAGCACUGCUAACGCCCUCGUAAUUUAAGAACAAAUUAAGAACAAUUCAGCCUCAGAUUUUCGAAAAAAUUAAGAACAGUCAGCCUGAACUUAAAUUCACUGUUUCUUAUAAAAAAAAGAGUGUAAUGGAGUUAAAUAUCAUAAAUAUCAGAAAACUGAUGCAACAGAAAAUAUUUAGAAAUUUGGUGCACGUGUACGUUUAGCAGGGAUGGCAGCCAUAAACAUAUAUUUUGUUUUUCCAAAUAUAAAAACCCAGCAAGGAGUAAACACCUGCACAUUCAACAUAACACGUUGUUUUUCUAUUCGAAAGUAGAACUGUGAUAUUUUGUAGCUUGCAACAUGACCUGAAUUUACACGUGUGUGAUUUUCACGACAUCGACAGGCCUUUAAUGUGCUAAAGAACAUGUAACUGCAAUGAAAAACAAUUUUGCUUGUCGCCUUUCAUCGAAAUGCUAUCUUUAGCUCAAAUUGUAUUGACACCUAUUUUUAUUGAUGCAGUUAGUCAUUUUACAGUUAAAACUCUUUGGUUGGCUAAUAUCAAAAAUAGUAUAAACAUUAUUUGAUUUAAGGAUUGUUCGCAAAGGAAUUCAUUUGACCAAAACAUUUGAGCAAUACUUUAUUUUGGUGUUUGAUUGUAGGUUUUAGCAGUACCGUAAAAACGGAAAGAUUUAUUAGGGACACCAUUGCUGAGGACUAAAAGGGGCAAAAGAGAUUGUUCACUGGAAACCAGGAAUUUGCAUAAAUUUAGGGGGCUAUAGCAGCUAGCUACGACCGAUUUUUAAUAAUUUUAACUUUCAAGCGUUUGCUAUUUUCCUUCUUGUAAGAUCUUACCAUUUUGGUAGUUUGUUAUUGUGUAUAUUUUCUAGAGUAUAACUCAAUCGUUACUUGUGCUGUCUCCUGUUUAUCUCUCCCCACAUUUUAACGGUCCCAGUUAUAUAUGCCUUUAAUUUCGCACUUGCUUAAUUGAUAAAAUGUAUUUAGCUUUGGAAAUGUUUUCAAUUUUGGUUUGCUAACUUGUCUUUAUCUAUAUUAUCUAUCUAUUGAUAACUGUCCUUUGAUGAGCAUGAAACUGUGACAUCACAGCCGUUAAAUGAUUGGGGAGGCCUGUUGUAAAAACCUGAGAGCAUGGAUCUUGAAGAGACGAGACUGUUUUUCGCAAUAUAUACCUUGUAUCCAACUCAAAAACAGCAAUAACGCCAGUUGAGAUAUCAAGUGUAGACAUUUCGUUUUGUACUCGAUUUUGUAGUAAGAAAUACAUCACUAGUUACGUUGUGAUCAUUUAUCAUUCGUUUUGCUGCAUUCGACUCUUUCCUCUUUUUAGCGAUGCUGCAUGAAUGGCAAGAACAUUCUGUGUCACUUUUGAAUGGAACAAAAGACCUUUCAAGUUGCUGUUAGUGUUAGCAAAGGUUUGUAAUGGUAGUGGAGACUAGAAGCAAAGUGAGCCAAAAAUCGAAAAGAAUAACGAUGGGAUCAAGGGCUGUCAAAAAAGGGGGCUUUUGCGCAAAAUGUUGCUUAAGAAGAAUAGCAUAAUUAAAAAUAAUAGCAUAAGAAGACAUUUGGUAUUUAUUGGCGUUAGCAAUUGGGGCUCAGUCCCUAUGCCCCCCUAUCACUACAGCCUUGACCCAGGAUAGUACUUUUUGUUACCUUAUUUGAAGAAUUUAUGACCAAACUGUCAUAAAUCAAAUUUCUCAAAGUCAAGCUGAGGACAGACGGGAGAGCAUGCCCUCAAGAAGGGAAAGCAGGAGGAAUUUUUAAAAACGGGGGGGGGGAUUCCGGCAAAAACUGGGACGUUGCAAUCUCUUCAAUAUUAUAGCCAGGCUUUUCACCAACUAGCACUUUUUUCGGUGUAUUCUGUCUGUCUGGACAUAUUUUUAACAGGACACUUAUACCCACAGCUAUUCAAGAUUUAUUUAAUUUACACCAUAAUUGAUAAAUUUGCUUGACUAUGAGAAAGACUACGUAUUCGUAGAAUUGCUACCAAUCGAUGUUUGUAAUUUGGUAGACUAAAUACGCUAGUGACGCGCAUUUUCAAAAAUGAGAUUUUAUAAAUUCAGUCAGAUAACGAUAGAGAUCGGCAUUAUAAAGUUAUGCUUGAACUAACAAAAUUUAGGUAAUAACAGAUUAAGCACCUAUCUUUUUGAUUCAUUUUGUUUCAACAUCAAUACUCGUAUUGUUUGCCGAAUAUAAUUACUUGAUUUUUUUCAUAUUUUGCAGGUUUCGUGUGUAAUUCCAGAUAAGAUUUCACUAACAUCUCUAAAUUCGAAUGAUGAUUAAUGCUAAAUUAUGUAAGUAUUGCACUAUCACUGUUGGUGUGAUUGGUAAUGCAAUGGAACAUGUGUUACUGUUUCUCAAGUCCUUCAAAAAUAUCUUUAAUGAAACAGUGACAACAAGCUAUGUCAAAAUUGAUUAGCUUUUUCACGAUAUUUACAAAUCUAGCUCAAUUUUUUCCCCAUAAUUAGUUGCUAUGUUGAAGGCAUUAAAAUAGCAUUGAAUCUCAUCUUCCAAAGAGAUGAAAGCUAAUAGGAGCACACCAAAAAUGGUAUAUAGAGACUUGCAAUACUUAAAUGCUCGAACAAACAGCUACAAAGUAUGAGGCCAGGUAAAAGUUUUACGUAAAAAUGGUAUAGCCGUAUGUAAUUGCCUUGUAGCAAUUUGCAGCUGUUUGACUGAUAGUUAUUUAGAACAUGUACAAGUUUAAGACUGACGUUCUUAAGUUCACAUGUCUAAAAUUCAGGCUAUUUACAGCAAGUGUCCGUUUAAGGACACCAACUAAUAAAGAUUAAUUUCCAAAAAACAGACAUGCAUUCGACAAAAAUAGCCCCAUGUAAUUAAUACGGCCUAAAACCAAACAAUUAAAUUGUCGUCGAUGAGAAACCCCUUUUGCUGAUAAGGUUGAACACAUUGCCCUUGCUACCCCUGCCGUUCCUCUCCAACCCGUAAGAUUUAUAAAAACGAUAAUUGUUUACCUUUGAUUUAUUUUCUGUUUAUCUCUAAUAUUGCUAUGUAGUUUAUGUUCUUCAACGUUUCUAUCGUGUCCUUCAAGAAAGAAACGUUUAGAAUUUCACCUUUCAUGGGAAAAGUUGAAGGUAAAAGACACAGGGGAAUGCAAAGAAUAACACUCAUGGAUUGUUUGAAGUUGCUGACCAAUAAGAAAAACGCUGGGACUUCAAUUCAAAAAGGCAGGGGAAGGCAAAGAAAAACCUUUUUGGAUUGUUUGAAGCUGCUGACAAAAAGGAAGAACGCUUGGACUUUAAUUCGAAAAGCUGAUGACAGCAAAAACUGGAAGUCACUGAUCGUCAACGUCUGUAAUCAAAUACGUCAUAACAGUUGAAUCGAAUCGUGUCCUUCAGCGGCUAAUUGCUUAUUUUACACCUUUUUGCAUAUAGGAGAUGAAGAAAUUAGACGCAGCAAACACGGAAGUUAGUAUCUUUAGUCUUGUUACAGAAGAAACUGUUACUCUAAAACUCAUUGUGCAUUUGUUUACUUUAUAAGCUCAAAUUUCCGCAUGAAAGAUUCACUAAGUUUCGUCUGCAGUGUUUUGAAGUCAAUAGCGUUUUGAAGUACGGCCGAAACCAUUUAUUUUUUAACUCAAAACCGCCCGAUCCUAUAGAUAGAAACUGAUGAUUGCGCUUAAAUAACAUGCUUACAAUAAUUUGAAUCUAUUUCAGUCUUUAAAUCCUUUUUGGAGCUUUGUUUUCGUGGGAAAGCAUAUUUUGUCAUAUUGGAUUAAAUAAGUUGAAGAACUAAGCAGUUAAUUAAUUAUUGUGCGCUUUUGCUUAAAUACAAAACUUAUUUUUUAAAUUCCUCUAUUGUUUUGGGCCUGUGCGCUUUCCUUGAUUUGCAGUUCAUCUCAGGGCUAAUAGUUGAUCGCAUAAUAUCAUUGUAUUAAACAUUGAGCAGCUUUUUUAUCUGUGUAGCGAAUACUGAAUCAUUUGAUAUUCGGUGACAGUUUUGGUUGUAACUAAACGAGGCCAGCUGAACCAAAAAUUUAGAGUUUUUUUUUCGAACACAGGUGAAUUCUUGGCUAACUGCACAAUCGAUAUUUGCAUGGCCUGAAUUAUUCAUGACGCAUAUUUCUGAAUUGACCAAUCUCGUUGCAGUCAGCUGCACUGCAUCCGUCACCUACAGAUGAUCGAACUUGCUCAGAAAGCGGGCAGUAGCAGGAGAGCUGUAUCAGGAACGGCUGCAUACGAGACUUGUCUUCUGAGGUGACCAUUGCUACAACUUUAAAGACACAGUUUGCCGGCAAAUGUGCCAACAAGGCACUAACUGCGGUACAAGAAGGCUCCAUAGAAGUAUCCAAAUCUAUCCAAUUGUUUCUUAAUGGAAGGUUUCUUCUUUUAAAGCUUUUCCGGAAGCUUUGUGCAAUAUUGAUGGUGAUAUCUUGGCGAAACUGUAUGUUUUCAGAAGAAUACUAUGGUAGCCGGAACAGACGAGGUCAUUUGAGCUUCACUGGACCCAGUUCCAACGCCAAAUAGAAUAAAUUGAUGGCUGAGUAGACUUGCGGAUCACAUUGGCCGGUAUCUGAAAGAACGCCGCUGGUCUGUCCAGUUUCAGUAAUCCCUCAACGAACAUUGCUGACUCAAAAUAGCUUCUGGGCAGAAUUAAUUAUCUGGUAUUAAUUUUUCAUAAAAAAUGAGAGGCAUGAGUUUUAUCAGAUAAGUGAUACUGCACGAAUGGAACAAACAUCCUACACGCAUUACACAUUUUCUUCUGAAAGGGAUUAACAGUGCCUCAAAAUAUUGUAAGCGAUAUGUUAAGGGUACUGUCGGCAUUGCAAUCGCCUGUGUAAUUAAGAAGAAUUUUGUCGUCAUUGUUCAUCACUUUUGCGUAGUCUGUAUGCAAAAUGCUUGCUCUUUAAUUUGAUUAUUCAAUAGAGCUGUAGUUUGAAUAAUGUUCUUCAGCAACAGUAAUUUCAAGGAUUAAUGCAAGGCAGCUGCCGAUAAAAGGGGGUGUGGAUGAAAUGCAGUAGUCCUUGAACUUGAUGAGGUGCUGGAAGGUCCAAAACAAAUAUCAGAGUAGCCAAGAUACAUACACCGGAUCAAUGCGAUGUGAUUGCAAAAAUGGGAGCAUUACUUUUUCAAACCUGUUGAGUACGGUUAUAAAUCAAAUACAAACGAUGUAAGUACAAUUUUAGUAAUCUUACUGCUUUGUUGUAUCUGCAAAUAGCGAAAACAGGUGAUUUGCGCAACGAAGGCCGUUUGUCCAAAUACAGAGCCAACUUGUGCUAAAAAGCAGAGAUUUUAAAGAUUGGCAAAGAUAAUUCUCCUUGACUGCUUCUCACAGCCUGCACGGAAGGAGAGCGCAGCAUUCUUGUCGCUCUGAACUAAUAUUUAUCUCUCAACUGGGCAAACUCCUGCGCGAAGAAACUGGAGGCAGUGCGAACUGAAGACCGUUUGGUCAUGAUAUAAACCGCCUAGAAUCUGACUGCAAAGUUGUUGACAAAAUUGUCUUCAAUCGUGACAAAUCUUCUUUUAGAUUUUUGUAUUACUCGGUUAUUUAUCAAUUCCAUUUAGCGCAACAAGAAGAUUCGACAGCUAUAACAAGCUAGAUUGCGGACGAAAUACUGCUUAUUUAGAUGAUAACUUUCGCAAAGCUGCUCAUGUUGUGCUAAGACAACUGAAAUGUCAAUAUCGGAAAGCAGCAAAUCAUGAAAGUGUUGACUUCUUCUAUGUCGUCAUUAUUUGCGAGACGGUAAGGAAGACAGGUACGAGUGAAGGUGGGAUCAAAAACAUCAUAAUAACACAUCUGCCUUGUGAAGCCACGGUUCUUAGCCUGCAAAUCAAAUUAAUUUGCAUUUCCCUACGAACUGGAGGACAAAGUGGAGAAUCAGAACAGUUACCGAUGAGGAUAAAUGUGUGGAAAAAACUGUGAAACAGAUUCUUCAAAACUGUGACCCGCAUUAAUAUUUUAGCAGAAUAUUCUUUUGUCGGCGCAUAAAACUUAUAAUAUGCAUUAAACACGUCGCUAUUUGCUGUUUCAAUGUUAUUCUUUUCAAAACUGACAUGCUGUUUGCUAGAUUUAAAGAAACGAUCGAGAUCUCAACGUUUUCUGCCUAAGAGAUUUUUGUAGGCAUCGGGCAUUUCUGUGGUGACUAUUGUUAUUGUGGAAAAUGGCCGGAACAGAGACGUCGGACCUCCAGGAUAGCAUCUCACAAGCUGAUUUAUCAAGCAUGGUGAUGAACCUGAAUAGCACAUUACAUAAAUGGAGCAAUACCACUGCUGCCUGGAAUAAUUCAGAUCUUAUCGGAUUGAUUUCGAGUGGCAUUAUCAACAAUACAAUGUCAUUGACCAACAACACGAUUCCAAGGCGAAGGGGCUUGACAUUUGACCCUGAAUAUCACGUAACAUGGCUGUGUUUUGCUUGUGGGAUAAUACUUGCAAAUACGUUGGUUUUCUUCGUUUUUAAGUCCGACAAGAAACUGCUGAAGAGGACGCCGGCUAACAAUUUGCUGUUAAGCCUGGCUGUAAAUGAUUUCCUUACAGGCAUUGCUAGUCUGCUUCAGGUGCUACCUUACUUGAAACAACAGGUUUUCCUCUACGGAGGGCUCAUGAGACAGUACAACAUAGGCCUAGACGUAUCCAUUACCAUACUGUCAGUUAACAGUGUGAUUCAUCUUUGUUUGCUGGCAGCAGAGCGCUAUCUUUCGAUAUUCUACGCUCUUCAAUUUAAAGGUUUGGUUACAACACGUAGAGUUCGUUAUUUCAUAAUCUCAGCUUGGUCAAUAUCAUGCAUCAUAGCCGUCGUUCAGUUUAUUUGGAUUUGGAGCAAAAAUCACAAAAUCCUGUUUUACUACACUGUUAUAAUCACAGUAACUUUUGCUUUCGCUCCCCUCAUUCUACUUGCAGUUGCCUACGUCAGAAUGUUUCUAAUGUGCAAGAAACUGAUUCGUGAAGCACCUGACAAUCUGCUGGCAAGAAGAAACACAGUCAACAAAGAAUUGAAGAUCCUUUUCAUGUAUUUCAUGAUGUAUCUCGUAUUCAUCGUGUUAUGUGUGCCUUUCUUCAGUAUACGGCUCGCGUUGGAUCUGAAAAUGAUGAUCGGACUGAAAAUGGUGCUUGAUGUUCCCAACCAAGUAAUCGAAACGUUUGUCCUAGCACGUUAUCUUGCUUCCGGUGUUAACCCGUUCAUCUACACCCUGUAUAAGCAAGACUUCAGGCGUACUGUCAGAGCUUCUUUCCUCUUUACGUUCUUUUGCAAGCAUUGCCACGACACUGCUCAAGUACCAAAUGGAGAAGGAAAUGAAACAUGCACCAAGGAGAUCUUCGCCUCGUUUGGAACGCAUCUGACAACGCUAAAGAAGGCUGGCUCCGAAACUGGCCUAGUUGAUAUGGCGCCACAGACUAAACCAUUUCUGGCUAAGAAAGACCACGUUUCAACUAAUGGAAACCAUAGGCUAACAGUCCACCAAUCCACAAGGCUAUGAUUUAGCUGAACCUAUGGAUUACUCACUGUAUUUACGAUGUCGUGUUUUAAUCUAAAAAAUAUAAAAAGAUAAUGCCUAAAAUAAACUAACCAAUUAGGAUGAUGUUACUGGGUAAUCAUCACUUUUAUGGGCAACGGAGCUGAUUUCGUCCAACGGCCUAUGACAAAACUUUCAGAAAUGACAAUAUAAUAACUUGAAAUUUAAAUUCAAAGCUCACUCUGUAAGAUCAGCUGGGUAUUGAUUUGAUGAGCCAACUGUUGAUCAACUUAUUGACAUCAAUGUUCAAACAAUAAAGAAUUGUUUGAUUGAUCUAUACGGUUGGAACGAUGACAUCACUAUGAAUGAUCAUUUUCAGUCCUUCGAAGAUGCAUUCAAUAUUUGAUCAAACAGGAACUGUGAAAGACAUUGCGUUCGGAGAUAAAUUGUUUCUCUGCGUUGUGAGAUAAGCCGUUUCUCUGUUGCCUAAAUUAAUUGCGAACAUUACUGCUUCAGUAAAUGUCUCCGGCUAAUCGGACAUCCAUUUCCAUAGUAAAGUUAUGCCACCAUUACAGAGAAACAUUAAAAUAACGCGACUGCUAAAUCAUGGUGGGAAUCUUAGUUCAGCCACAACAUCUGUUCCUAUUUGUAUUUAACUUAUCUUAUUGACAAUUUUUCCGUCAAGUUAGCUAGGUUUUGUAUCGUAAAAUACGAAAUUUACUUUCACGGCGUUUCAUAAUCUAUGGUAGUUUUAGGGUAAUUAAUCUUAUCUUAAUAACAAAAACUUGUCUUGUAUUUAAAAUGUAUUAAACGGGCUCUGGAUUUUUUGCUGUUUCAAGCAACGUUUGAGUAUUUCAUUUUUAAUGCUAGGCCAACAAAAAUGGUUGUAAUUUGAAUGUUAAACAUUCUGUUGAUUGUACAUAUAAAAUAUUUACUUGUAAUAUUGCUGGGCUCAACGUUAAUUAGUUAAACCUGCAGAACAAGAACUGCAGACUAAGAACAUACAGGCCGAAGUUUUGGGAAUAAAGAGUCUUCUAUAUAAGCACCAUAAUGAUGAAGUAUGAGUCAUUUCAGACUGUUUAAAAAAAUCAUAGCGGGCUUGAUGUAGUUAUGCUACUUCUACUAUUUAAGGUCGCGUUGUAUGUUGAAUGCAGUGAUGCAUUUUCUCGCUGAAUUUCGGUGGUCACUUGAAUUCUCAUUGCUUGCAUUAAUCAACGGGCUAUUGUUUAUGUUCUAAUCGGCAACGUGGCACUUAUUCUUCAAAGUUUCUCAACUUUUAGAAAUUUUGGCGGUACAAAAUUGGCAAAUAGCUUUGAAAAAUCAAACACUUUACAAUAUACUUUAAGCUUUUUCUUCUGGCAGUCCUUGGAGUAUGAACCGUUAGAAUAAGUAUCCGAAAGUACAAAAUGCAAAAGAUGUACCCAGCUGUGUUUUCGGACCCAGUUAUGAAAGUAUACAUUCAUUAUAUUUUUCAUCUUGUGCGUUCAGACCCUUAUUCAGUGUGUCUGGCAAAAAAGCUUUUAGGAUGUUGUAAAAUGUUUGCUUAUUUAAAAGCCAUUCUCUACAGUAAAUGUGCACAAAAGCUAUUGUUUGUGUACAUAGUUGACUAACGAGACAUAGUGAGCUACACGCCGAUUUAUACGUUGCCUAAUGUCAGAACGGCAUUGCUAAGUAAGAGAAACAAACAGUGAAGUCCAGACCAUCAAUCAUCAUAUGCAUUGACGUUUAUACAGCUUGUGAUUUCAUCAAAGCACAAAUGGUCAUUGUGAUUAUAGAACACACCUCGUAGAUUUCCUUAAUCCUAAUCCAAGACCAAAAGAGAAAUAGUGUUUGGCGUUUGGGCUCAUUUACAAAGCUGGAAAUUUGCUUUAAGCCGCUCUAUCAUGUUUGCAUAAACCCAAACAAAGACUGGAAUGUUUUUCAGAUGGAAAGGCAUUAUGCACGCUGUUUGUUUAAGGAGAAUUUCUCAUCUGGAUAGAGGUUGUUACUUAUAAACACCAUAUGUUUAUUGUAAGCUAAGAUUUCCAUUUGAAAUAGAAAUAUGGAGGAGCACAAAUUCCCUUAAAUAGUCCCGAUCUUCUGCAGAUUUGGGAAAUAAAAUGUAAACUAACUUGAUUUUCACAUUUUUAAAAAAAUCAAGAAUUGACGUAAGAGGUUUGGCGCCAUUUUCCCUAAGACAGUAAUUUAGGGAUUCAAAAGUGAAGCAUUCAUGGACUUAUAACUAAUCUAGUCGCAUCCUUAUUAUCAAAAUAAUCUUUAAGGGGUUAGCUUUCAGGGUAGGAACGAAGGUUCUUGGCUUUAAUUAAGAAAUUUUUGGCUAGGCAAAUCCCUCCAUUUUAAGUGGAGGUAGCCUGUAUUGACUGAAAAACUAAUGAAACUGUAGAUAAUCGACUGAUCUGCAAGAUAAUUCCAGGUUAAAGCUCGUCUGUGGUUUUAGCGCUGCCUUUAGCUAGGCCUAGCUGUAGCUUGCAGCAUUUUAAUCUACCAUGACAACUGUGCUUUGAUGCCGCAUAGAUCGUGGCAAAAUAUUCUAUCUUGAUCAAGGUCAUAAAUUUAGUCGUGUCUACAAUGUGAGGACCCAGUGGCUUUCGAAAAUCUUGCUCAAUAGCUAUCAAUCGGUUAUUGAGAAUCCUAAUGUUCUAUCUUCCAUGAUUCGUUGCGAUCUGAAGAGAGGUUGCAUCAGGUGAUUCAGUGAACAUGCUGAUAACAUGAACGAAAAAACAAAACUUGAAUGGAUUGUAAGCAAACCAAAAUUGACUAGAACAUCAUUUGCUUUUCUGACCAAAUAACAUACUUGGUUAUUAAAUAUGUUCUGUCAUGUUGUAAUGUACAGUUAAAAUCUUUAAUGAUUAGAUAAAAACCAUCACGAUCAGUGGGUUUAUUGCCUGCACAUCUCGGAAACCUUCCGUCAAAUUUUUCAAACCUUGCCAAACCUCGCACAACUGCGCCCAACCUCGCCCAACCUCGCCCUACCUCGUCCUAUAUUGCUGGAAACCUUUUCUACAUUGCUGGAAUUUUCCAUGUAACGAGGAUUCAUUUCACAGUUGCCAUUUUAACGCGAUACACCCAAAGAGGGUGAUGGGAAUUUUCAUUGACCGGGAAAAUCAAGAUUUUUAGGGACACAUCAAUUUUAAUGCCGAUUGUCAUCAUUUAUAAUAUGUUGGAAAUGAAUGUCGCGGAGGCCGCUUGGGGCCUUACUUCACUUGCUUUUUCCCAAAUCUGAUGUAACAAAUGAUGAAAGCUUUAAAAAAGACAAAUCCAAGAGGCCCAUAUGAAAUUUUUUAAGGGGCCUAUUGGGAAAUUUCCCGAAUCCCGGUGGGCGACCAAGCCCCUGAUACAUGCUAACUGUACAUUUUAAAGGACCUAUUAGUCUUUUCCACGUGUGCUUAUCUUCAGAGCGGAGCUGAUAUGCAUAAACACUAACCAGUCGCUCGGAUUGAUUCAGGCCGCAACAUCUGAUACAUUAAUAACUCAUAAGCAUACAUUCAAUUUUUUGUGCCGUAGGAGUCCAUGCAUACCUCCUAACAAUUCCAACCUCUUUAACUUGAAGAUACAUCUAAGAAUGUUUCAUAAACCUGUUUAUUCAAGACGAUGUCUUAAUAAGUAAAGUGCAACAUUUAAGCAAAGUAAAUACAUUUUAAGAAUUUUCUGUAUUCAGAUGUGGUGAGCCGUUUUUUCGGGCUCUCAACUUGUAAAGUUAGCUGUCACUUCCUCCUUACGAAGCACUAGAUAUCUCUGGUCUUUGGCAAUUGCGAAUUGCGAUCAGUCAUCGGUUAAUCAAAUCAUUAUAAUCAACCGAAUCAUUGCUCGAUUGCUGAAAUCAAUCACGCCAGUACAUUUUUUCUUGAUCGUCGAUUGCAUAUCAUAACCAGUCAAGAGAAUAACGCACGUAGAUCGUGCACCGAUCAUGUACAGUGUAUAUUACGUUUUAUAUAAUAGCUAGUGAUAGUUAGUGAUUCAACUUAUUAUGUUUUUCGAUUUAGUUAUCUAACAGAUUGUAAAUAAAGGUAAUGGUGUAUCUGAGAAUUAAAACUCUUGUGGGAAUAAA